Messenger RNA from Magnolia sinica, 528 nucleotides. RefSeq lists its product as uncharacterized. The transcript has 2 exons. The record is from RefSeq and is a predicted model, not a curated record. Lineage: Eukaryota; Viridiplantae; Streptophyta; Magnoliopsida; Magnoliales; Magnoliaceae. Gene Ontology annotation, molecular function: RNA-DNA hybrid ribonuclease activity; nucleic acid binding. The coding region runs from base 1 to 528 and encodes 175 amino acids.
AUGUUAUCAAGAAGACUGGCCAAAUGGAUGCUGCUACUUUCAGAAUAUACGAUCACGUAUGAGCCGGUGAAAGCAGUGAAGGGGCAGGUUGUGGCGGAUUUCUUGGCAGCACAUCCCGUAACAGAGAGCGAAAUCAUUAGUGACGAUUUUCCUGAUGAACAGGUUAUGUUGGUCAAGUCGCAAAGCCUAUGGCAGAUGUAUUUUGAUGUCGCUUCUCGAGCAUCAGGGGCAAGUGCCGGGGUGAUAUUCAUUACUCCUCAAGGUGACUUGUUACCUUACUCUUUCACGUUGGGUGCUGCGUGCACAAAUAACGAAGCCAAGGAUUCUAAAUUGAUCAUAAAUCAAUUGAAGACUGAAUUCGAAAUAAGAAAGCAAGAGCUCUUGCCAUAUUAUCAGAAAGCACAACAGUUAUUGGAGCAAUUCUACCAUGUAGAAAUCAAGCAUGUACCACGGGCUGAAAAUGCAAAAGCAGAUGCUUUGGCCAGCUUGGCAGCAGCUCAGUCCUGUCCAAAUCGAAGUCCUCUCUAG